This is a messenger RNA of Angiostrongylus costaricensis, 1206 nucleotides long. The record is from the annotation of a GenBank genome assembly. Lineage: Eukaryota; Metazoa; Nematoda; Chromadorea; Rhabditida; Metastrongylidae.
AUGGCAGACCAACUCCAGGAAAACCCUAACACGCAAGCAAAAGACGAGCUUCAACGCACUGCCAAUAAGAACGUAGAAAAGGCAGUCGAGCACCUCGACGAGGCGGAACGCUGCCUCUCUAAACUCAUCGACAUAGGAAAAACGUUGGAAGACACCGAGUCAUACCCACGAAGGGAGUCAAAUGUCCAUCCACCUCUUGCGAAUCUGCCACCCAUCCCUAUUCCGAAAUUCAACGGAGACAUAAGAGAGUGGGAAGCACUUUGGGGAGCAUUAAAUUACAAUGUGCACUCCCGCCGGAUGGACGACCUCCAAAAAAUGACGUACUUGCUAGACGCCCUUCAGGGAGAGGCAAGAGAAUGCGUCAAACAAUACCAAGUAUCUCAAAGUACUUAUCCGAUAGUAAUACAGCAUCUGAAGGAAAAGUACGACAACAAACAAGCUCUCAUCCGUGAUUUGCUACAUAGACUACGUACAACAGAAGCAAAGACUGAACGCCUCGAAGAUCAAGAAAAAUUGUGUGAAACUCUUCACUCGAUAGUUGUUCAACUGCAACGAAAAGGGGAACUCAUCGAUACUCUGCUCCUACAGCAAUUACUGUUAGAGAAAUUCACAAAAGAGAUUCAAAGGCAUGCUCGGCAAAAAAGACGACAGAGAGCAGAAGAGGCACGAACUUGCGAACUGCUAAAGGAUAUCAAAGGCUACAUAAAAGAGGAACUAGAAUUACGGGACCGAGAGCAGGAAAAGCCCACGUUAAGAAUGGAACACAUAAGUCAACCAGAAAGGACGUUCAAAACUACACGAUAUACAUGCUUCUACUGCAACAAAGGAGGACACUCACCAAACGAUUGUGAGGUGAUAAGAACUCAACAAGAAAGAGUACAAAUUAUUAAAACUCGCAACCUCUGUUACAAUUGCGGUUCAUCAUCGCAUCAGCUGCCCUGCUGCAAAGCGGGCCCGUGCCGAAAUUGCAAUAAACACGGACACCACACGUCCAUUUGUAGGUACCAGUACGGACCGACUGAAUACAAGCCGAGAAAAGGAGGAAACACUACAAGAGACAAAACAAAGGCACCUUCAAAAUUACCAAUUCCCAUUCCAAGGGAAAAGAAGCCAAGUUCAUCAAAAAUCAAUACGGUAACUUCUGAUAAGACACAGCCGGAGGAUACCGUCGUUCUUCACACUAGGAGAGAACUCGUGAUCCUCGAU